This is a messenger RNA of Fopius arisanus, 3613 nucleotides long. It is a transcript of the gene Tudor-SN, whose product is annotated as Staphylococcal nuclease domain-containing protein 1. The transcript has 4 exons. Gene Ontology annotation, molecular function: nuclease activity; RNA binding. NCBI's taxonomy places the organism in Eukaryota, Metazoa, Arthropoda, Insecta, Hymenoptera, Braconidae. Bases 355 to 3012 code for a protein of 885 amino acids. The record is from RefSeq and is a predicted model, not a curated record. Gene Ontology annotation, biological process: regulatory ncRNA-mediated gene silencing; mRNA catabolic process. Gene Ontology annotation, cellular component: cytosol; RISC complex; nucleus.
GUGGAGUGUCGCGUGUUGCCACAUCAGCAUCGUGGCAAAACGAAAGUAUCAGUAGUGAUGCAUUUUGUAGAUUGCGCUGGUGGACCCUCCACCUAGUACGUGGUUGAUCGUGGAAUAAUAUCCGUAUAACCCACCAGUCAGUACUCUCUCAACAUGCCAACUAAUUUCUGAAUUAUACCAAAACCGAGUAGUGGUUUUUUACCGUCAAAUAACUCGUGUAUUUUUAUUUUCACCAUUAUUUUCGGAUUAACAACACAUCGAAGCAAUUAACUCGUGGCAAAUCGAGUUGAUUCUCUCCCACUUUAAUAGAAAAACCUACUGAAAAACCGGAAUAUCAUCACUGAAAUAGUCAUCAUGAGUACUCCUAACAGCACGCCGCAUGUGGACACCAAAGUCGGUAUUGUGAAAUUGAUUGUAUCUGGUGAUACCGUGACAAUCAGGGACAUUCCUCGAGGUAAGCCUCCAAAUGAGGUGACAAUCUCCUUGUCGAAUAUCUCGGCUCCUAAACUAGGGAGACGAGGUGGCCCUAAUGCCGAUGAGGAGAGAGAUAAACCAUGGGCUUGGGAAGCCCGAGAAUUUCUGAGGAAGAAGCUCAUCGGCCAGGAAGUGGUUUUCGCUGAAGAGAAGGCAGCCACCACGAGAAAAUACGGAUCUGUUUGGUUGGGAAAAGACAAGAAUACGGGUCAGAAUAUCGCUGAAUUGCUGGUCUCAGAAGGUCUGGCAACAGUAAAACGCGAUGUUCGAAACCCAAGUGAGACGCAAAAGCGUCUGAUGGAGCUGGAGGAUGCGGCAAAAUCAGCGGGCAAGGGUUUGCACUCUGGCGCACCAUCCUCGGAGCACAUUCGAGACGUUAAAUGGACAAUUGAAAAUCCCCGUUCCCUAGUGGACAAAUACAACGGCAAGCCAGUGAAAGCGAUAAUUGAGCACGUCAGAGAUGGUUCAACAGUGAAGGCUUUUCUGCUCCCGGACUUCUACCACGUCACCCUGAUGCUCUCAGGUAUUCGCUGUCCCCAGAUAAGAUCCGACGAGGAAGAACCAUUUGCACGUGAAGCAAUAUUUUUCGUGGAGUGUCGUAUCCUCCAGCGAGAUGUCGAGAUAAUCCUCGAGGCAGCCAACAACAACAACUUCGUGGGAACGAUUCUGCAUCCCAAUGGAAACAUCGCCGAGCUACUGCUGAAGGAGGGAUUCGCCAAGUGCAUUGGCUGGACAAUGAACAUCACCAAGUCCUCAGUGGAUAAGCUCUACAUGGCGGAGAAAGCAGCGAAGGAAAAACGUCUACGUCUGUGGCGCGAUUGGGUGCCCACAGCUCCCCAGAAGGAGUACAAUGCUGUUGUCGUUGAGAUAACCAGUGCAGAUGCAAUGAUCGUGAAAAAUCAGAAUGGAGAAGUGAAGAAGGUCUUCCUGAGCAGCAUCAGGCCUCCACAGAGACCGAAAAAGGCUGGUGAGGAGAAGGACGCACCGCGCCCCAAGGACUUCCGUCCACUCUACGACAUUCCCUUCAUGUACGAGGCCAGGGAGUUCCUCAGGAAGAAACUCAUUCGAAAGCAGGUCAAGGUAAUCGAGGAUUACACCCAACCAGCUAAGGACCAGUAUCCAGAAAAAAUUUGCUGCACGAUUCUCGUGGGUAAAGUCAAUAUCGCCGAAGCAAUGGUAUCCAAGGGACUCGCGACAGUCGUCAGGUACAAGCAAAACGACGACUCAAGGCCACAGCAUUACAAUGAGCUCCUGGCUGCUGAGAGUAAGGCUGAGAAGUCGGGGCAUGGAUUGCAUGCAAAGAAGGAUACAGCUCCUCAGAGGAUCAUUGAUCUCUCUAAUGAUUCAUCCAAGGCUAAGUUUCAUCUGUCUGCGUUGAAGAGAACCAGAGGUAUCAAAGCUGUUGUUGAGUUCGUCACCAGUGGCUCGAGGCUCAAGCUCUUUUUACCAAAGGAGCACUGCUUGAUCACCUUUUUACUGGCAGGAGUCAAGGCCCCCAGGAGAUCCAGGCCCAAGCAGGGUGGAGGGAUAAUCGAGGGAGAGAAGUAUGGAGAGGAGGCUUACAACUUCAUGAAAGAGCAGACUUUCCAGAAGGACGUGGAGAUCAUGGUGGAGAGCAUGGAGAGCAAAGGCAGUGGAUUCAUUGGAUGGCUCUUCGUGGAUGGUGUUAAUGUGGCUGUUUCUCUCGUCGAGGAGGGACUCGCUGAGGUCUCCAGCUUCACCGAGAAUGGGGAGUACCUGAAGCUUGUGAAAGGUGCUGAGGAACGUGCCAAAGCGAAGAAAUUGAAUAUCUGGAAGGAUCGGGCUGAGGUCGAGGCAGACACUGAGAAGAUCGAGGAGGAGAAGGAAGUUCCUGAGAGGAAGACUGAGGCAAAGGAGGUCGUCGUCUCCGAGAUCACUGAGGAUUUGCAUUUCUAUGCGCAGUAUGUCGAUCAGCGCAGCCAGGUCGAGGGACUUCUCACGAGAUUGCGCCAGGAACUUGAGGAAAAUCCACCACUUCCUGGGGCGUACAGCCCCAAGAGGGGAGAGCUCGUUGCUGCCAAGUUCAGUGGAGAUGAUCAGUGGUACAGAGCGAAAGUGGAAAAAGUCGCUGGGAGCAACGUCAGUGUCUUUUAUAUUGAUUAUGGAAACAGGGAGGUGAUAAAUGUCACCAGGGUUGCACCACUGCCAGCUGGAUUUUCUGGGGAGAAGGCAUUUGCUCAUGAGCAUGUGCUGGCUUAUGUGGAGGCACCCAAGGAUGCAGAUGAUCUCAAAGCUGCACUUGAGGCUCUGCAAGUUGAUUUGGCUGACAAGACGCUGCUGUUGAACGUUGCUUACAGAACCAAUGGGCUUCCAGCUGCUACCCUCGCUGAUCCGGUGUCCAACGACGAUCUCGUCAAGGCCAUCGUUUCUGAGGGAUAUCUCCAUGUGACGAGCAGAAAGAUCACUAACAAAGUGUACGAUGACUUCAAAUCAGCUGAGAACGAUGCGAAGAAGCAUCACCGCAUAAUUUGGCAAUAUGGUGACGUGACGACUGAUCCGUCAAAGGACUGGAAAUAAAUUCACUCGUGAAUAAAAUUCCAGCCACUAUGAUAAAUCAUCAAAACCUAAAUGAACGAAGAUUAAAGGGAAAGGAGAAUUAAUUGUCAAACGACGAUACGUGGAGAGGGCAUAAUAUAGACGACAUAAUAAUCAUGAAGAAAUGAUAAUCAUUCAGUUAAAUGUAUUUCGAUGAAACGGAAAACAGAAUAAUUGGUGUAAUGUUGGUGGUUGUGAUCGAUGAUUAGAGGACAGAAAGUACGAGGGGAAUGCAAAGCCUACUGGAAGUGAAAUAUUAAAUUGUACAUAUGAUCAUGUUUAAUUGCCAGGGGAUGAGUGGUGAACUGGCAUUCGACCCCUCCUCGAUCAAUCCGCCCAUAAGACUGUUGUCACUUAUAGCUGAUUUAUUGAUAACUGUAAUGAAAAAAGUAAACAUUAAUCUCUCAAGUCCUCAUCCCAUCAAUCAUGUUUUAUCAUUUCAAUUGUUGAAAGCCACUGGAGAAGAUUUACACGUGAGAAUAUUACGUCUUUGACACAGCCUCACUCAUGUUUUUUUUUUAUUAUUAUUUUCGAUUUCCUUCUUUUGUAUACCGAAAUAUAUAGUCGAUGACAUUGUUAUCCA